Cladocopium goreaui is the source of this 2268-nucleotide messenger RNA. Lineage: Eukaryota; Dinophyceae; Suessiales; Symbiodiniaceae. The record is from the annotation of a GenBank genome assembly.
CUGGCUACGACGGGGAACCGGACGGUUUUUCCGGGCUCUUUUUACUUUUGGUCAGAUUGGCGCCUGGCUAUGCGUGCUGCUUCCCAAUCCACGCAUGAGGUCGGGCUAUAUAGACGACAACAUUCCGUCUUUGGUUGUGGCGGCUGUUUGUCUUGCACUUAGUUCAGGGACUUCCCUCUGGACAAGCCGUGAAAACUUCAGAGGUAGCAUGUUCUUCGGGAUUGGUAGUGCAAUCAGUAUCAGGCUGCUCACAGCUCGAGAAAUCCACUUUAAAAACCAGUUCUCUUACAGCUUUGUUAUUGCAGUGAUGUGCCACUGCAAUGCUCAUCCUGCGGUGUUGCUCCUGGUGGUUUUCUACCACUUGCUUCUUAUUCUUGGUGAUCUAUACCAUGGUGAUCUAUACCAUGGUCAGGCCUUCGUUGCCUGUAUGACUAUGAUGACUUUCGAGUGCGCGAUGUUGGUAGCUUUUACUUGGGAUUUCACACUGCGUGUCAAGGCAGUUUGUUCAGGCGUUCUUUUCGGUGAGAACGAUGAGGUGCUUGAAAGCCCGGUAGCCGGGCGCUCCGCACGCAGAGCCUCCUUUACAAGCUGUGCAUGGCAUGAGGAUUUUGCAAUGGCCUUUUUCUGUUGCGCGCCUGCAGUGCUUCUGAUGGUGAACUUUCCAUUAGCUCGCAUUGAAUACAUGCACAUGGAAACGAAACUCCUCUCUUGGUACGAUUUCCAGGAUGAAACAAUCCGCCGGUUUCUAGCCUGCGAGAGGGAUGGAGUGGAACUACCGGCUAUCAAUGAGGUUAUGCGUUGUGAAGAUCCGUCCUUGGAACUUCUUGCUGCUCCUCCGGGCCCAUCAAAGCGCGGUCCAUCAGCAGUAGUGGCCGUCGUGCGGCAUGCAGAACGAGCAGACAACAUGCAGACUUUUGAUACUUGGGGUGUUUCGAAAGAUGCAGAGAACUUUCCACAUGAUCCACCCAUCACAGCCAGAGGUGCUGAGCAAGCAGAGCAACUCGCUGAUGAGCUGAAGAUGAAAGAGAUUGAUUUCGGAGUCAUUGUUUCUUCUCCGUUCCUGCGUUGCCUGCAAACUGCCUUGAUCUUGGCGGAGAAGUUUGAUGCGAACGUUUUGAUAGAUCAAGAGUUGGGAGAAGUGAUGGGACCGCCCGUGUUUGAAACAAAGCCACCGCUGCCUCCUAGGCCUUGGAGCAAUCUGAAAGCAACUUUGAAGGCCUCUACAACCUCAGCAAAUUCACAUGAACGCCUGCGAGCAGGACAUUUGAUGGGCAAGGAGCCUCAGUGGAAAGAAUCUCUUCAGGAGGCUCGUCUUCGGUAUGUGAAGCGAUACUUGGAUUAUCUGCGCCGCGCUCGUCAUACCAAAAAGAGCUGCUUGCUGGUGACGCACGGCCACAUGGUACAAGUGUGUGCGAGCGUGCUGCCAGUAAACCAGCAUCGUAAGAUAGUUUCAGUUGACUAUUGCGGUGCCGCAGUUGCUGAAUGCCACAGGCUGGGAAAGGAUCGCAACCGCCGUGACGCGUUUUUUCCUGCGAGGGCUCUUUCAUUUGAUUCUGGAAGGCAACAAGUUGAAAAAGAAGAACAUGUGCAAAGCCAAUCCGAUGAGAAGAACGAACUUAUCCAAGAUGCCAAGAUGAGCUAUUGGACCCUCUUGUUGCGUGGUGUCCGUAUGGUUCCUGCAGACACUCCCUCAAAUGGAUCGCACGUAUCUGGAUUGAGUGCGGCAACUCUGGGUCAAAGUUGGCAAGACGUAGUCAAAUUGCUUGGGGUGUUACCUCCGGUGGCACCUUUACCUUCGGACCGUCAAAGUGAGAGCGAGUGCAGUUUCAGGACCCGCACGAACACGACUGUCUCCAUGAAGAUGAUUCGCAAGCCUGACUCUGCGCCAAAGUCUCCCAAAAACGAGCACUGCGUGCCAGUUUUGGACAAGACAGCAGUGACAGAAGUGACUCAAAAUGAGCAACCUCCCGUGGCUCCCAAAUUGAAGCCGCUCACGUCUGGGUUGGCUGCCCGGCGCGGCUUCAGCCAGUCCAAACUGCCCGCCACUGUUGUUGAAGAUCAAUUGUAAAUCGUUUAUAGGUGCAAUUCAGUGCACUUCAAUGUUUUGCUUCCAAAAUCUUCCAAAGUAGAACCAAAGUUCCCACAAAAGCGGGUGUUCUACAAUGCGUGAUUCUUGCCAACCAGAGUGCUUGCCCUACUCAAGAAAAUUGCGCAGUUCUUGCCGUCAUGCGGGGGUCUGUCCUUUAAGGUGCUACUCCAAGGAUUUUC